Messenger RNA from Saccostrea echinata, 1905 nucleotides. RefSeq lists its product as uncharacterized. NCBI's taxonomy places the organism in Eukaryota, Metazoa, Mollusca, Bivalvia, Ostreida, Ostreidae. The coding region runs from base 13 to 1905 and encodes 630 amino acids. The transcript is spliced from 6 exons. The record is from RefSeq and is a predicted model, not a curated record.
UCUCCUGGAAUUAUGUGGCUGCCAUUAAUAUUAACGGCAGCAUUACUUACCACUUGUGCUGGCCGUGACCUCAGAGUCCGCCAAACACAAUCAGGAAGCACAAGUAGUGGAAGUACUUCCGGUAGUGGAUCUAGUUCCGGUUCUAGCCAGUCCGGUGGUGGAUCUAGUUCUGCUUCUGGCCAGCAACUUUCACAAAACAUGCAGCCGCCAUCAUUUUUACUCAAUCCCUCACAAUUCAUGAGUGGCUCAAGUGCAUCCUCUCCAUCAAAUCCAGGUACUGGUAGUGGAGGAUCUAGUAGUUCGUCAAGUGGCGGAUCCAGCAGUAGUAGUUCAUCUCCUUCCUCUAGCAGUGGAAACUCACCUUCACCCUCAUCUAGUGGUAGCUCAUCUAUCCCAAAGUUUGAUCCUAAUAAAGUAAACCAAAUUCAAGCAAGCUUUUUAGAUCCGUCCAAACUUCAGCUUGGACAAUCUGGCGGUGGAGGUGGUGGAUUUGAUCCAGACCAAGUCAACAGCAUGUCUUUUAGCUUCUUUAAUCCCAGUGCACUUUUGAGUGGCGGUGGAAACCAAGGACCAUCCGGAAGGCGGAGAAGACAAGCGUCUAGUUCUGGUGGUGGUAGCAGCAGUAGUAGUGGAGGGGGAAGCAGCAGCCCACCAAAGUAUGAUCCAAACAGUGUUAACAAACUCACAUCGAACAUGCUAGACCCAUCCUCUUCUAAACUUGGAGCCAGUAAUGGUGCCGCUGGUGGAUUUGAUCCUGAUCAGUUCAACACAAUGCAAUUCAACUUUUUCAACCCCAACCAGAUGUCAGGUGGUGGAGGUGGUGGCGGUGGCGGUGGCAGUGGUGGAAGCAGCGGAAGUGCACCAAAGUUUGAUCCAAACAGUGUCAACAAAAUCCAGGCCAAUAUGCUGGAUCCAUCUACCUCUAAGCUUGGAGCCAGUGGCGGGGCAGCUGGAGGAUUUGAUCCCGACCAGUUUAAUACUAUGUCCUUUAAUUUCUUCAAUCCUCAAGCACAAGUGGGCAAAAGAAGUCUCUUCAAACGUCAGAGCUCUCCAUCUGGCCCGAGCAGUAGUGGUGGAAGUAGUGGGAGCAGCAGUGGUGGAAGCAGUCCACCAAAGUAUGAUCCAAACAGUGUCAACAAACUCACAGCGAACAUGCUAGACCCUUCUUCUUCUAAACUUGGAGCCAGUAACGGUGCCGCUGGUGGAUUUGAUCCUGAUCAGUUCAACACUAUGCAGUUCAACUUUUUCAACCCCAACCAGAUGUCAGGCGGUGGAGGUGGUGGUGGUGGUGGUGGUGGCAGUGGUGGAAGCAGCGGAAGUGCGCCAAAGUUUGAUCCAAACAGUGUCAACAAAAUCCAGGCCAAUAUGCUGGACCCAUCUAAAUCUAAGCUUGGAGCCAGUGGUGGAGCAGCUGGCGGAUUUGAUCCAGACCAAUUUAACACUAUGUCCUUUAAUUUCUUCAAUCCCCAGGCACAGGUUGGAAAGAGAAAUAUUCGAAGACGUCAGACAUCACCAUCAUCUCCAAGUACUAGUGGGUCAACAUCUGGAUCGUCAACUAGCGGCAGCUCAAGCAGUAGUUCAUCUUCCGGUGGGGCAUCUCAGAUGAUGAGUUCAAGCAUGUUUAUCAAUCCCAGCAACUUUUUAAUGGGAGGAAACUCUGGAAGCAGCAGUGGAGGUGGUGGUGGAAGUUCCUCUCCGUCAUCUUCCUCUUCCUCGUCUUCCAGCGGAAGUUCACAACUACCUUCUUUUGAUCCAAACAAAGUUAAUCAAAUUCAGUCUAGUUUUCUGGAUCCUUCAAAAGCACAGCUCGGUUCGGGGGGCUCGGCAUCCGGAGGAUUUGACCCUGAUGCGGUCAACACUUUGUCAUUUAACUUUUUCAAUCCUAAAAAUCUUCUUGGACGGUAG